CGUUCUCUCUUUUUCUUCGAAACCUUCCUUCAGCUCUUCCACGGCUUUUUAAUUCACUGGGGUUGUUUUCUUCGCAUUUAAUAAAUGAUAUACGGUUAUGUUAUUGCUGUGUUCAGAAGUUGUUCUGUACGAGAGAAAUCAAACGACUUGAAAGAAUGGACGGUUUGGCGCCUCGACACACCUGAUGAAACCAAACCAGCAUGAAACGACUCCACACAGAACGUAGGUUUACAGAUGCAUCAUUUUUAACAGGAGGUGAUAGUCGAAAACUGGGCCUUUUUCGAUAUUAAACUCGGAGCUUUCUAAGCCGUACUCGAAACAUUGUCCAUUUUCGGGCACCUUCAUUUUUUACCCUUCAAACUGCUAAAACACUUUAAGGAAGCUCUGUAUUUCUAUUCGGAGGACUGCUGCACACUGUUGGCGAACGAAAAUAUUCUGUAAUCCUGUUGUUAAACGAUUUGUAGGAAAUGCAGGUCAAUGCACAUGCUGACCAGGACCUGGAUCGGGAUGUCCACGAAAUCGAUCUAACGGGCACAAAAGGGAAAGAACUUCUUCAAACUCAAAUUGAACUGCGUUCCCUUUCACGGGUCGGUAAUUCAGACUCUCAUUUGGAAUACGCAUCUUCACAAAAAUCCCAAAACAGAUCCUUUAUCGAGGCAAACCACACACCCCCGAAGAUAUCCAUUGCGCUUAUUCUGUUGAACAGCUUUUUGCUCGAUGUGUCACUUACCAUUGUUGUUCCCACCUCUGCAGCGUAUACUGAACAUCUCGGUGGUAAGGCUUCCUUCUCUGGUUUGACAAUUGGUAUUCCAAAUCUCAUUGCUCUUUUGUUUAUGUGGCCCGUGAUUCGAUUUGCAUCUCCUAAAAGUGCCCAUGGCUACACGCUUUACUUUCGGCCGCUCGUCAUUUCUGGUGUCUCGAGUAUUGUCGGUAACCUCUUCUACGUUUUCGCCGGUAAGAGCAAUGUGUUGUACUUCAUUUUAAUCGGACGUAUCCUAAACGGUGCUGCGUUUACAAUGUUUUUGUUUCACAAACGCUAUCUGACAGACAAAUUGCUGGUCGGUGUUAAUAAGCGAACGUUUCUAGGAGGGCUUAACAUUCUUGCUCAAACAUUCGGUAUGAUGGCCGGUCCCUUUAUUGGUGGUCUUAUGGCAAAGGCAACGAUCCAUUCCAAAAACGCUAUCUGGAAUCAAUAUACCUCUGGUACCUGGGUUUGGACGGGUGUUUGGGUUGUGUAUUUGAUCGCUUCAGCAUUCCUUUUCAAAGAGGUCACUGGUAAUGGAAUCGCUCAAGAAACAACGCAGCCGGAGAACGAUACUCCAUCCGAAUCGCAAGUCAAGCUUUCAAAAACAAACAAGUUUAUGCUUUUUACUCUUAGUCUUGCAGCGUUUGUAUCUUAUUUCACUAUUGAUGGCUAUCAAACCAGUAUUCCCAUUUACACAGAAAAACAGUUUGGCUUCUCAAACUUCGCCUCUGGUAAUUUCCUUGCUCUCGGAGCUUUGGUGAUUGCACCCUUCGUUCUGUGCAGCUCGUACAUGUCUCGCUGGUUGGGUGAUAGGGAAAUUGUCCUGUACAGUCUUCUUCUUGGCCUUUUUGGAGUCCUGUUGCACAUAAUUCUUAUUUCGGCACAUGCAGUAACAACUGUAAGCUACUUUUUUUCCUACGUAAUCAUGUUUUUGGGACUCAGUAUCACUGUGGGACCGCUUCUUUCACUGCUUUCCAAACAGUUGCAUCCACGAUACCAUGAAUUGGCUGGCUUUUCCAUUCAGUUUGCCGUAUGCACGAGCAACACAAUCGGCUCUGUCUGUGGUAGUUCCAUCUAUUCCAUUACGCCCAUUGGAUUUGCUAUACUAUGUCUUGCACAAGUCGUACUUUGUCUUACCUGCUUCCCCUUUCUGUGGUCGAAACUCAAGACGAAGCUCAAGUAAAUUACGGACUACAUCAUUGUUUCUUGUUAUUGUUUUUCUUUCGAGUUGUUUGUUUGUGCUCAAUGUCAUUCUUUUAUUCUGUCAAGCUUCUUACAUAUCUGUUAUUUACUACGAAAUACGCAAGUUAGCUACGAUCAAUGUAACAAGAUCGUAGAUUCAAAAUACGACUACUAAUAGAUACAUUAUUUUUUAUUGUCAAAAAUCAAAAAGUUGAGUAUUUAUUUUGAGUUUUAAUGCAGAGAUUCAAUUUCCAUACUUCAAUAUCACGGCGUAUUUUAUGAAGUCGAAUAAUAGCAACUGUGUCUGUUCCCGUG
Messenger RNA from Schizosaccharomyces japonicus yFS275, 2242 nucleotides. RefSeq names its product membrane transporter. Lineage: Eukaryota; Fungi; Ascomycota; Schizosaccharomycetes; Schizosaccharomycetales; Schizosaccharomycetaceae. The transcript has a single exon. The record is from RefSeq and is a predicted model, not a curated record. Bases 468 to 1928 code for a protein of 486 amino acids. Gene Ontology annotation, molecular function: transmembrane transporter activity. Gene Ontology annotation, cellular component: membrane; vacuole. Gene Ontology annotation, biological process: transmembrane transport.